UGUUUUGCACUGUGUUGCCCGUAGUAACCUGACGAUGUCUGAGGGGACAAUACUGAGACUGGUUCAGGAGCUGUCAAACCGUUUGAACUUACUUCUCAAAGAGAUUUCCACAACGGACAUGAAUGGAUUUGCAUCUCACGUUCAGGACCUCUUUCAUGAGGCCACCUCCCCGGCUCUGACCCAGGAAAACUUAGAGGACCCGAACUUCAUCAGACUGUGGUUCAGGGUCAAACUGCUGCCCCUCCUGCCACAAAUACCUUUAGACCUCCUCUCCUGCCUCAGCACCAAGAACUUCACCUGCCCAGUUUUUCAAACCAUUGUAGCAGAACUCAGCAGAGAAAUACAACACAUGGAUGGCAGUCAGACCUAUGGUCAUCAAAUCUACAAAUACUUCAUCUAUUCCUUCCUGCGACACCACAACACCUCUCAACCCCAGUGUGUCUCAUCAGGAAGUCACAGUGCAGAAUGGCUGAUAAGCAACUUUGGUUUCUUUGCAAGAUUUGCAUCUGUUGUGGACUUUUACAGCCUGAACCCAAACUUCUCUGGACUGGAGGCGCUACACGUCUUAACACCAAAGCAGGUGACAGAGAUGCUGGUGCUGUCCCUUCAGUCUCUGGCAGACAAAGAAGCAGCUGUAAGAAUAAUCUUUGAGUUCCUUCUUGAAUCCCCAGUGGACAGAAAGUUCCCACAGGUCCUGGAACAUCUGGUGAACUUUGCCAAAGAGGGAAACCUCUCCUGUUCAUCAUACAAAGCACUAUUUGCCAGAUUUGAUCUGGUCACAACCACAGUUUCUCUUGAUAUUGCAGUGAGCAUCACCUUGACAACGACGGCUUUAUCCAAGCAGAUACCACCAGGUUGCAGUCUGUACAGAGGAGAGUGCAAUGUAACAUCAGUAAAUGAGACAGCCAUAUGUGUUAACGUGAACAGCACAUUGGUGCAGAGCCACCUUGACAGUGGACACAUUAAGGGACGUUUGUGUAACUUCAGUGUCGAGGAAUUCGCCUGCGCUUCACUGUCUGCAUUAACGGCAGAGGAUUUGGCUGUGUUGAUAAAGUGUAACCGCUCCUUCACUGGUUCCAGAACCGUCUGGAAGCUGCUCCUCUCUAAAGCCUCUGCGGUGCUCGAAAACUCACUGGAUCUUCUUGCCAGCAUGACACUGGACCCCAGGCAUACUGCAGUGUCAUUGGUUCUGGAUGCUGUGCGAGAAAUCAGAUUGGAUGCUUCGACCCUUUACAAUGAUUCUGACUUCAUCCAGCUGUGGUUCAACCGCAGGCUCCGCCCGUUCCUGCCCGCCAUGUCCACAGACUUCCUGUCAUGCCUCAGCACAAAGAAUCUGAGCUGCAGCACUUAUCAGGACAUUGUGCAGAUUUUAAGUGGUCUCCAGAUGAACAUGUCAUUUCCCCUCCAGAUGUCUAUCUACACAAAUUUUAUUAAGGGUUUCCUCACCAGGAAUGAAACAGCAGACCCCGGCUGCAGCAUGCACCCUCCCAACAGUGGAGAAUGGAUAAAGGAAAACCUUGGCGGGUUCUCUGCUCUUUUGUCUUUUAAUGACCUACAGAUGCUGCACCCCAACUUCAAUGUGAUGGAAGCCUUGCCACAGCUGACAGUCAGACAGCUAGCAGAGGUCGCCUCCACACCGGGACAGCUCACCUCUCCUGCCCAGGUUACCAUAGUGACGGACCACAUCCCCAAUCACCUCCUCGCUGCCUUCUUCGAUGACCUUUCCGCUGGGAUCAUGAGUCAUGAGACCGUGUUCCCCGCUGCAGUGAGGUCAGCGAUGUUACAAGUUGUCUACGAUCGCGCAAACCUCUCCGAUCACUCUGUGAGUGAUUCAGUCGUGUCAGUGUGGCUCCAGAAACGUCUGCUCCCCCUGUUGGUUAGCUUGUCACCACAACAUGUCAUGCCGUUCUUUAAAAUAUUAGCAAGGAGGAACUGCAGCAUCGAACAGCAGGGCAUCAAAAUUCUGAAUUCAACGAUUGCAACUCUUGGUGGAGAUACCAAGAGGGAAAUCUACAACCACAUCAUUUGGAGUCUUAAAGGUAAAUAAUUCAAUGUGGAAAGAAACUCAUUGCAUAUUGCAACAUUUGCAGUAUUUUUUAGAUAUUCUUAAACUUAUUUAUCCUAAUUUUUGAAGUAAUAUGUACUGAAAUAUCUGUUUCUGUAUCCCAAAUCAGGCUACUUAGACACACACUAAUAAUCCAACAGUGUUUCCAUCUUAUUGGUUCAAGAUUGAAAACAUUUUAACAAUACAAAUCAAAAACUACUUCUGCAUGAGCAAUAAUGACCAACCAGAUUAACUUUCCCUAACUGGCAGAGAAGGCCAGUUAAAAUUCUGACUUUUUCCUCCCACAAGUCAAGAACCUGCACAAAGUCUAGAACAUAAUAGCAUGAGAUAAAAAGAAACCCCAUUUACGAGGGGUUAUUGAAAAGUUUUGAGCCCAACCAAGAUGAAACCACAGCUGCAUUAAUGUAAUUAUUCUACAAUGUGUCUGUAACAUUGCACCAAGUAAGUCAGAAUUUGACACAUUCUCAAGAGAAAUGUUGGUUUUUCAGAAAAGAUGGAGAGCCACACGCUACUUUUUUGAGUUAGGCUCAAAACUUUUUAAUCACCCCUUGUAGCAAAUUAUGGAACCUGCAACUCAUUGGUGCUGGGGCACAUCCCCAGAUUCUGGAAACUUGCUGUUGCAUGUAGUAGGUGAGAAUCUACAACUCCCCCUGGAUGGGAUGCCAGGCCAUC
Messenger RNA from Thalassophryne amazonica, 2737 nucleotides. RefSeq lists its product as uncharacterized. Lineage: Eukaryota; Metazoa; Chordata; Actinopteri; Batrachoidiformes; Batrachoididae. Bases 35 to 2047 code for a protein of 670 amino acids. The record is from RefSeq and is a predicted model, not a curated record. The transcript is spliced from 18 exons.